UUUCCACUCCCCCUUACUAUCAUACACUUUCUACAACUUCAUUCUCAUCCUAUACAAUGUCAGUCAUCACAGCAAUCACUAUGACGCACGACCCAUUACUUGCAACCAACGAACUGGAGCUGGUCUCCUCAGGUGGUUCGUCCACUGUAAAAACGCCCUUUGUCAAUCUUGACCUAACCUCACGGAGUAAAAUUGUCAUUCGUCCUCGUUGCAAAGAGUACGCAUUGAAGCAACGCACUGCCCGCCGGACCCUGGCAUGUUUUACGUCUGUCAAUUCACAUGUGGAGCACACGGAAACAGAGUGGCAGAACUCCUUUACGAAGGAACGAUCGGAAGAGGGGACGAAGGAGGGGCCUUCAAGUCCGAAGAAUUCCAAGGUCGCAGAAGGGCGCGUCGAUAAGCCGACAAAAGCAAGCCUUCCUAGAGUUACCCAGAACUUGCCGCCGCCAGCGCCGGUGCCAACUCCCACAAGUUCAACCUACGCCGAAGAAAUCGCAAAGUGUGGCUGCACAACAACCAAUGGAAGCGAGGAGUGUAAACGAUGCAGGAUAUUGAGACUUGCCGACCGUUUCUGCUCCGUUGUGACAGCGCAGUGCGAAAAAUGGAAUCUGGAAUCGUCGCAGUCAGGUCGGGGAAACCCUUUUUGAGCAAUACACUGUAAAUAAUCGUGUUAGUACUUUGAGCACAUACUAUCAUCUUAUCGACGAA
Messenger RNA from Laccaria bicolor S238N-H82, 708 nucleotides. RefSeq lists its product as uncharacterized. The transcript has 4 exons. The coding region runs from base 57 to 647 and encodes 196 amino acids. NCBI's taxonomy places the organism in Eukaryota, Fungi, Basidiomycota, Agaricomycetes, Agaricales, Hydnangiaceae. The record is from RefSeq and is a predicted model, not a curated record.